Messenger RNA from Guillardia theta CCMP2712, 751 nucleotides. RefSeq lists its product as hypothetical. The record is from RefSeq and is a predicted model, not a curated record. NCBI's taxonomy places the organism in Eukaryota, Cryptophyceae, Pyrenomonadales, Geminigeraceae. The coding region runs from base 128 to 742 and encodes 204 amino acids. The transcript is spliced from 6 exons.
CGCGAACAUCGAGAGGCUCGUCGGUGUGGACGUGGCACCUGCUGUGGGCUUGCGGGUGGUGACAUCGAGCCGGGCAAGGGACGUGAGCAAGGUCGGACUUCCCUGCCCAGGGACGAUCGUCAGCCUGAUGAAGGAGGGGCGAGCGUGUGCGGUGAAGUGGGACGAUGGUGACGGGCCGUACAAGUAUGGCACUUCGAAUGCUACAGGGUAUCAGCUUGCCGCCAUCUCCCCGCAGCACGAGCCCAGCCUUCCCAAACAGUGGGGCAAGAGGAUCAUGAGGGUUGUCUCCACCAUGUCCGAGAGGAUGCAGGAAAAGUUUGCGCGUCUGCAGCAGAUGCUGACGUCAGCUGGGUACGAGCUGGACUACAAGCAGGGGAGGGCCAGCAACGCUCUCGUCGAGCUGGGAACCACCCACAAGCACAUCUGCUUCUGCGUCAUCUUCCUCACCCACGAACUCCUCAAGGAGGUGCGGUCCGGGGGAUUCGUAAGGUCAGAGAUAGAGUUCUUGCAACAGCAUCUAGCGGAGCCGAGGAUGAUGAUAGUCAGCCUCGAGCCAGGUUGUUCUCUUGCUAGCUUGGGAGGUCUUGCCCAUCCCCUCGGGAGAAUUUCUUUCGUCGACUGCUCCCAGUCAUUUGGCAGAGGAACGGAAGGACUCAACGAUGUCGCAGCAGCGAUCAGGCAGCGAGCAGACCAACAGGAGGCUCCCAUGACAGCGAGGAGCAGAACGAGCUCGGGAAGAUGAUUCUCCUGC